This is a messenger RNA of Apodemus sylvaticus (European woodmouse), 2674 nucleotides long. RefSeq names its product zinc finger protein 385C (gene Znf385c). The coding region runs from base 1 to 1548 and encodes 515 amino acids. Gene Ontology annotation, molecular function: zinc ion binding; nucleic acid binding. Lineage: Eukaryota; Metazoa; Chordata; Mammalia; Rodentia; Muridae. The record is from RefSeq and is a predicted model, not a curated record. Gene Ontology annotation, cellular component: nucleus. The transcript is spliced from 8 exons.
AUGAAGCGGCCCCUGAGCCCAGCCCCCUCAGGUGAGAAGGAGCCCCCGACCACUGCACCAUCUGAGUGCCCCCCUCACUCUCCAGAAUCUUCGAAGCCUAAGCGGGAGAGAAAACGACCCUCCUACACGCUCUGCGAUGUCUGCAACAUCCAGCUGAACUCUGCAGCCCAGGCCCAGGUGCAUUGUGGGGGACGUGCCCACCAGCGAAGGCUUCGGCAGCUCAGCCUGGGCAAGACCUCCACGGGGCCAGCAGGCCCGGCCUCCAGCGCCCCCAGCCCCCUGCUGGCCUCCCUGACCUUGCCCGCCCGGCCCCUGCAGCCCCAGCUGGACUUGAAGCACAUGCUCGCCUUCCACCUCAAUGGCGCCGCCCCGCUCAGUCUCUUCCCCAACUUCAGCACGAUGGACCCAGUCCAGAAAGCUGUCAUCAGCCACACGUUUGGGGUCCCGUCCCCUCUGAAGAAGAAGCUGUUCAUCUCCUGUAACAUCUGUCAUCUGCGGUUCAACUCGGCGAACCAGGCUGAAGCUCAUUACAAGGGCCACAGACACGCCAGAAAACUCAAGGCUGUGGAAGCUGCCAAGAGCAAGCAGAGGCCUCGAAACUUGACCACAAAUGGGACAGUGCUGUCGUCGGCCUCACCUCCAGCCACUGGAAGAAGCCCUGAAACCCCGCAGAGCAAAGGUCAGUGCAAACCUCCCCAUAUGUCCCUUGUCCCUGCAGAUUCUGCAUCCCCUUCGCUUCAGCUACCACCGACCCUGGACCCAUCACCCGGAGACCCCGCCCACUCAGAACUUUCCGAUGCCGCUGCCUCCUCUUCCUCCUCUUCUUCUUCUUGCCCACCCUGCUCCCCGGAUCCUAGCAGGGAAGCCCCAGGGCCUGAGCCAGCAGAAGUGGCCGUGGGAAGUGGAGGGAAUGGGGAAGGCAGGGGUGAGAAGGGACGCCUCUACUGUUCUACCUGUAAAGUGACGGUGAACUCUGCCUCUCAGCUCCAGGCUCACAACACAGGAGCUAAGCACAGAUGGAUGGUGGAAGGUCAUCAAGGUGCUCCCCGAAGGGGCCGGGGCCGUCCUGUGUCCCGAGGAGGGACUGGACACAAGACAAAAAGAGUGAUGGGAAAUCGUGGGGGCCGGCAGGGCCCCAGCCCUCCUUUCCAUUGUGCCCUCUGUCAGCUCCACGUCAAUUCAGAGACCCAGCUCAAGCAGCACAUGAACAGCCGGAGGCACAAAGACCGGCUGGCUGGGAAGCCCCCCAAGCCCUCCAGCCAGCACAGCAAGCUACAGAAGCACACAGCACUGGCUGUGAGUGUUCUCAAGUCUAAAUUGGCCUUGCAGAAGCAACUCACCAAGACGCUGGCAGCCCGCUUCCUGCCUGGUGCACUGCCCACCACAGCUGCUGCCAUCUGUGCCCUGCCAGGGCCCCUGACCCUCCGUCCUGCCGCAACAGCAGCUGCUACCCUCUUCCCAGCUCCCGUCCUGGGCCCCGCUCUGUUUCGUUCUCCAGCAGGGGCUGUCCGCCCUGCUACAGGACCCAUCCUCUUUGCUCCCUAUUAGCAGACUCGGAAUGGCCACAUCCUAUCUCUUCCAGCCAGACACUCGUCUCCACAUCCCAUAGAGACCCGCCUUUUGCAGUUUCCGGGUUCCCACGCAACCUGGGUAGCUGCUCUUCACUCAGACUGGGGUUUCCCAGUCCCCUGGCUCUGAGGACCACCACUUCCCUCCUUUCCUGGGCCAGCCCUAGGCUGCCCUGCAUCUAUGACUCAACAAAUCCCAAAGAUCUAUGCAAAAACCACAGUCCCAGUCUCAUGGUGCUCUCGUACCCUGACCCCCAACCAGAGACGUACACAGAGCUGACAGCAUCUUAGCUCCCAAGAGCCAGGCUCUCCUGCCAUGUUCUGGAGCUGUCUGGACAAUCACUAGAGAGAGGGAUCUCAAACUGAAGUAGGCUGGAACCUAUGACAUAUUUACCAUGGGGUAGCCAGAUAUGGUGGUGCAUUCCUGCAAUCCUAGGACCUGGAUUAGGAGUUCAAAGUCAGUUUGGGCCAUAUAGCUAGACACUGUCUCAAACAACAAAACAACCACAAGUUGACUACAGGGUACGUAUGGCAGAGGGCCAUAGAGAUAAGAGACCCCCAAAGUUCCUCAAAAAUGUACUGUGAAAGUGAGGCAGAGUGGAAAUGAAGCUCUGUCCACUGUGGGGUGGGGCUCGAAGGUAAGAGUGGCAUUUAGGCUGGGCCUGACUGUAGAACUGGCUGGUCUGGAACUAUGUACACAGGCUGGCAAAUUCAAGAAAUCCACCUGCCUCUGCCUCUUGAGUAAUGGAACUGAAGGCAUGCACCACCCCGCCUGGCCCGGCUUUAAUGAUGUGACCUGUCUUACCACAGCUGUUCUUAGCCUUUCAGUGGUUUCUUUUGAACCCCAACUCUAAGGGGGCUCUCUGGGUCUCCCUCAGCUUAGGGACUCUCCACUCCACACUGGGGUCUGGCCAUCCCAAGUGUGGCGUUUCUAGCUGGUACACAGUCCAGUAUACCCUCCAGAUCAACUUUUCAUGUCUGUCAAAGCCAGUGCCAUUCCCCCCAUUCAACAUGGGAUUUUGCCAGUAUCUGCCUAGGUUCUUUUUUUUUUUGAAAGAUAUUUCCAAUGGGACAAGAAAAGGGGUAGGGGACGGGAAACUUUUUGA